Messenger RNA from Pyrenophora tritici-repentis Pt-1C-BFP, 2085 nucleotides. RefSeq names its product POL12, DNA polymerase alpha-primase complex, polymerase-associated subunit B. Gene Ontology annotation, molecular function: DNA binding. The record is from RefSeq and is a predicted model, not a curated record. Gene Ontology annotation, biological process: DNA replication initiation; DNA replication. Gene Ontology annotation, cellular component: alpha DNA polymerase:primase complex. Lineage: Eukaryota; Fungi; Ascomycota; Dothideomycetes; Pleosporales; Pleosporaceae.
AUGGACGACGUUACGACCGAACUGACCGAGCGCUUCGAGCGCUACUGCGCCACCAAAGAUGAGGAAUUCCCCGCCGAUGUGCUUGCUGAAUUGCAGUCGAUGCUGCGGUUAUAUUCAAUUUCACCAGAAGAGUUGGAUUUCAAGUGGCAGGCCUACAACAUGAAGAUGGGCGGAGAGGAGAACAAGAUGGAUGUGAAAACUGCACGGGACUUCAAGAAGACGAUACAGGAUGCAUUGGAGCGCGAGAGCCGCGGAAAGGCACAGCAGCGGAACGAUGGCAAGCGAGCCCAGCCGACACCAAGGGCGAAGGGUGGUGAUAUGUACGACAUACUGGAGGGACUCGUCCCCAAUACCCCACGACAUGGCCCAGCGAGCGGCCCGAACGGCAGCACAGUGAAGCGGAAAGCCAACUUCCAGACACCUGGGAGCAAAGCAAACAAGGCACACGAAAUGAGUUCCCCGGGGGGCAUCAUGGCGCCCGCGGCGGAUACUUCAGGUGGGCCUGUCUUCGAUUUUGCCUCGCGCACCAAUGCAAACGACAUCACCGAACAGUUCAUGCAGGGCGAUAUCCCAAUUCCAGACCCGCCGUCAGAGGAACCAAAGGAAUCCCGCAUCAAACUAAAGGCCAAUACGGAUAUGUCCAAGUUCUCAUAUCGGACCAUGGCUAUGAAACUCUCAGAGGCAUCGGAGGUCCUCGAUGACAGGAUUGACGAGUUCCGUGACCUUGUCAGAGAAUCUGCAGGAUUGGACGAGAGCGCAUUUGGCAACCCCAACUACCCCUCUCCAAACGAGAUCAUCGCUGUAGGACGCAUAGCAAGCGAUACGAGCGAAGGGAAGCUCAAUACGGCGACGAUAGUUCUUGAAGGCUCACGAAGAUAUGGUUCAGGGCGACGUGUACCGCUGAACGUCGAAGGCCUCUCGUCGUAUGAUUUCUUUCCGGGCCAGAUUGUGGCGCUGCGUGGUACCAAUGCAUCAGGCGACUCUUUUGUAGUCUCAGAGGUACUUUCGCUGCCUCUCCUGAAUCCACCUGCUACAAAACCAGACGAAUUGGACGCCAUCAACACACGGUACCUUGAUACCCCCGACUCUGAUCCAGAGAACGUUCGGCCUUUAACCAUGAUGAUCGCGUCCGGACCCUACACAACCGACCAGAAUCUCGAUUUUGCACCUUUACAUGCAUUCCUUGACAAUGCCGCCGAAGCUUACGCAGACUCCAUAAUUCUGGUCGGACCCUUCCUGGACGCUGAGCAUCCUCAAAUCCGGUCGGGAGACUUCGAUGUUCCACCAAACGCGAGUCCAGAUCAAGCUACCAUGACUGAUCUGUUCCGCUACCACAUCUCCAGCGCAAUCCAGGGCUUCAACAAACGCGUGCCGACGUGUAAUGUCCUAUUAGUGCCCAGCUUGCGAGACGCGCACCACCACCAUGCUGCUUUCCCACAGGACAAGUUCAUCAAGAAGGAGCUCGGAUUUGGUGCUGCAGGGAAAAUGGUACAAUGUGUUACAAAUCCAAUGACUGUCAGUAUGAACGAGAUGACAGUAGCCAUGUCAUCUAUUGACAAUCUCGACAUGCUCCGAAAAGAAGAACUUGCAGGGGGCAAGGCACGAACAACAAACAUCUACGAACGGUGUGCUCGUAAUGUGAUUGAGCAAAGAAGUUUCCUCCCACUCUUCCCACCCACUGGGAGAGAAAAGCAGCAAUUCAUGCCUGUGCCUAUUGAAGAGAAGGUGAUGAAGAAUGGCACAGGAAACGAGCAAGGAGAGGGUAACGGGGCUGAAGAGGAACAAACACCCAGCCCAUUUCUGCCGCUUGGGACCAUGCUCGAUACCAGCUACCUCAAAUUGGGCGAAAUGCUCAACGUGCGGCCCGACAUUCUUAUCACUCCUAGUGUACUUCAAGGCACCGUCAAAGUUGUUGAGUCCGUACUGGUCAUUAAUCCUGGCACAUUGGCCAAGCGACGUGCAGCAGGAACAUAUGCACGUGUAAUAGUCAAGCCUGCUAAAGUCGACGAUGCAGAGAGGGAACGAGGAGUGGCCGUUGCACAUAAGCUCUGGGAGCGGACACGUGUGGAUAUUGUGAGGAUCUAG